This is a messenger RNA of Scylla paramamosain (green mud crab), 1305 nucleotides long. RefSeq lists its product as uncharacterized. The coding region runs from base 1 to 1305 and encodes 434 amino acids. Lineage: Eukaryota; Metazoa; Arthropoda; Malacostraca; Decapoda; Portunidae. The transcript has 6 exons. The record is from RefSeq and is a predicted model, not a curated record.
AUGCACAGGCUUGAAACAGGGAGGCUUGAGGCGCUGCAGCAGCUGCUGUGCGCGGCCAGGCGCUCAAACCACCAGACUAUCACACUAAUAGCUUUAGACAGACAGGCCCUGCUGGAUCCCCGCCGACAGCGGCGCGCAUGGGCAGCAAACCCAAGUGUAGUGGUGGGCCUCACGCCGCUCUCCGGCAGGCUGAGGGCGAGGAGCAGCUCAGCCAGGCGGCCGCCACGUGCUCAGCGGCUGCCGUGCCAUGCCAGACGUGACUCCGCCAAGAGGAAGGUUACUACCACGCGUGUCACUUCACGACCCUCGCCCCCACACCAAGACAUUCUACCCAAGGUUUAUAUGUACACUGACACACCAUUAUCCUUACAGCUCCACUCUACCCUAUCCCAUCCCAAGCCACUCCAGCCCAGCACUUCUCAGCCCAACCAAAGCCAGCCCAACAUCAACCCAAGUGCACCCAACCCUACUAUUCCUAGCCCUAAUCAAGCCCAGUCCAUACAAAAUGAAGCCUUUUCAGCCCCAUCCAGCCCCCUCAAGCCCAGUCGGACACCCAGCCCCUCUCAAUACAGACCAGCCCACUCCUCUGUUGAUCCUAGCAAAACUUCAUUCAAGUCCAAGCCAGCCCAACUUAACCCCCACUCCUCACCAACCAGCACUAUCCAGCUCCACCCACUGUUCCUAGUCCUUCCCGGCUCAACUCAACCUCAUUCAGACCCUACCCAGUCAAACCCAUCUCUCCCUAUCCCCUCCCAGCUGUUCCUAGUCCUUCCCAGCUCAACUCAACCUCAUUCAGACCCUACCCAGUCAAACCCAUCUCUCCCUAUCCCCUCCCAGCUGUUCCUAGUCCUUCCCAGCUCAACUCAACCUCAUUCAGACCCUACCCAGUCAAACCCAUCUCUCCCUAUCCCCUUCCCAGCUGUUCCUAGUCCUUCCCAGCUCAACUCAACCUCAUUCAGACCCUACCCAGUCAAACCCAUCUCUCCCUAUCCCCUCCCAGCUGUUCCUAGUCCUUCCCAGCUCAACUCAACCUUAUUCAGGCCCUACCCAGUCAAACCCAUCUCUCCCUAUCCCCUCCCAGCUGUUCCUAGUCCUUCCCAGCUCAACUCAACCUCAUUCAGACCCUACCCAGUCAAACUCAUCCCUUCCCAGCCCCGCCCCGCCCAGCCCCGCCCAGAGAAGUGCCGCAAAAAAGGAGAAGGGAGGAAAGUGCAUUGCCUCUGUGCCGUAGUGUGUGCUGUGCCGAGGCAUGGAGGGGAUGAGAGAAGGGGAAUCUGUGUCAUGGCCAGCACCAUGGUGGUAUAA